AUGCCUAAGCAGGACGAGGGGAGGCCAAAUGUACAACAGGACAUUCCAAAUAGACCCAGAGAUCUGACCGAGGUUUCAAGAGCCGUCCUGCGCAGCGAGCAGGCCAAGCGAUGGACCAAGAAGUACCGCACCGAGGUCGCUGCAAGCUCCAGCAGUCUGCUCUCUACGUUUGCGGCUUAUCCUCUCGACUCGGUCAAGACCCGCCUGCAAGCCUACAAGUUCAACUCCUUCGCCGACUGCGUUCGCCACACCUACAAAACUGAAGGCUUCCAUGGCUUCUACCGUGGUGUCUGGUCUCCUCUCGCAAGCAUAACCCUCGUCCGCACCGUGUCAUUCUCCAUAUACCAACGAUCCAAGUACGCGCUCGACAAUUGGAUUUACCAGACUACCGGAAGCUCCCCGCUUGUUAUCGCAAAUACUCGAGAUGCGUGGCCCACAUUUUCAACAAUUGCAUGCUUCGGGCUGGCAGGUGUCAAUGCGGGUGCCGCUAUCACGGUAAUCGCAUGCCCCUUCGAAUUGACGAAAUUGAGCGCGCAAAUCUCCGUGUUGAUGGCUGAGCGCAACGAUGGCGGCGGCAAGAAUGAAGCGGUCCGCAAGAGCUACCAGAACUUGGGAACCUGGAAGACGGCACAAAAUCUGGUCAAACAUCGGGGUUGGACAGGACUAUAUUCUGGCUUCCAUUUGCAUCUACUAAGAGAUUCCAUCGGCACCGGCAUUUACUUUGUGACAUAUGAGAGUGUGAAACAGGUUCUAGCCAAUGCGCGAGGUACUUCACCUACACAUCCACUGGCUGUCGUCGUGGCUGGUGGACUGUGUGGACUGGUUAGCUGGGCCUGCAUUUUCCCGAUCGACACGGCAAAGAGUAUCUACCAGCGAAACUGUCUCGUCGGAGGUAAAGACAAGGCCACACGCCCUAAGAUACAUUUCUUUAGUCGCCGGAUGUAUCGAGGCCUCGGUGUCUCCAUGUCUCGUUCCUGCAUAGUCAACGCCAUUUUCUUUACUGCAUUCGAAUUCACCAAGAAGCGCAUCAACGGCAUGUCUUACGACGAGGAGCUGCUUCGUGCCAACGACCUAUAG
Messenger RNA from Alternaria viburni, 1077 nucleotides. RefSeq lists its product as uncharacterized. Gene Ontology annotation, biological process: transport. Gene Ontology annotation, molecular function: transmembrane transporter activity. NCBI's taxonomy places the organism in Eukaryota, Fungi, Ascomycota, Dothideomycetes, Pleosporales, Pleosporaceae. Bases 1 to 1077 code for a protein of 358 amino acids. The transcript has 8 exons. The record is from RefSeq and is a predicted model, not a curated record.